Sparassis crispa is the source of this 255-nucleotide messenger RNA. RefSeq lists its product as hypothetical. The transcript has a single exon. Bases 1 to 255 code for a protein of 84 amino acids. The record is from RefSeq and is a predicted model, not a curated record. Lineage: Eukaryota; Fungi; Basidiomycota; Agaricomycetes; Polyporales; Sparassidaceae.
AUGCAAGACCUUCUUCUCAAUCACACUCCUCUGCCUGAAACAGCUUCGCCACAUAUGCUGUCGCCCACUGUUAUUGCAGCAGUGCACUCCAAGGUCGAAGACCUCGCUUACCUCGAAACUCUUUCUCGCGAGAAUGUCGACAUGAAGACGCACUUCGCAGAUCUUUUUCCAGAUGACAUUCCACAUAUCGACGAACUCCCAACUGAUGUGUACUAUCACUUCCGUCUCAAGGACCCUAACCUUGUAAUAGCUUGA